Molecule: messenger RNA, 1134 nt
Organism: Dimorphilus gyrociliatus
Lineage: Eukaryota; Metazoa; Annelida; Polychaeta; Dinophilidae
Source: the annotation of a GenBank genome assembly
UUAAAAUCUACAUGUCUUCCUGAAUGACAUUUGGCAUAGCAAAAACAACUUCAAAGACUAUGCUUGCUCUUCUACUAGUCUCGUUUACUCUCCUUUCCUGUAUUCAAGCAAAUGUAUUUUAUGGUUGCGAAGCUGCUUUAAGAGUUAACCGUCGUUCAGGAAAUUACCAAAUUCGAGGGAAAAAGGACGGUGGAAUUGCAGAAGCUAAAUGUAGGGUUGAAAAAUCAAACAUAGUAACGGAAAUCUAUCCUAAAGCAAUUCCGAAUACUUUUGUUUCUGGAUAUCAGGAUGCAUUCUCGUAUGAAUUUAAGGUAGAUUACGGAAAUUUCACCAACAGCGAUAUGACGGAUUUUCUGAAAUCAGUUAAUUACAAUUGCUAUCAAAAAUUCAAUUACACAGAAGCGAAUAGUUAUUGGGCUAACAAUAAAUUUAAAUUUUGGGAUAAUUCAAUUUUUUUGCUGAACGAUGCGAUCUCAGAUGGAAUAUGCCAAUGUGUAAUUAGUGACGUUUGCGAAAAGUCUGGAAGUUCACUUUCUAGCUGUAAAUCAUUAUCUCCUUACACCGACACAGCAGAAUAUACUGAUUUUGGUAAAUUUGCUGUUAAAAAGGAAAAGCUACCAUUAAAAAAAGUAUAUUUUGGCGAUACAGAUAGUAAAGCAGAAUAUAUAUACUAUACUGUUCAUAACCUCGUUUGCUCUACAACCUCACAACCAAAAGUGAAUACAUUAUAUCCUCAAUCAUGUCUAUUAAAAGUUGAAGACAAACUUUUUGACUUUAAUAACAAUACAUGCUUUGACAUUGUUAACAAUCUAACAGUAAUAAGCUUUGAAUUCCUUAUGGAAGUACAGGAAAUAUUAAUAACGAUAGAAAAUGGUGAAUGUUCUGAUAUAACUGUAUUUCUUGAGAAGACACUAACAAGUCAAUCUUAUAUAAAGCCCUGUAGAUAUUUUGUUAAAACUUCAGCUUCAACUUUAACCUUAAUAGUUGAAAAAGUAGGUCUUCAGUUAUGCGAAAUGGAAUACAUAUAUAAAUGAGAUUUUCUGAUAGUAUUAACUAACUUCAUAUUUGAUUAUUUGUAAUUUAUAUCUGGUUAAGCUAACUGAAUAAAAUAGAUUUGAUAUUUAUUUCUUAUAA